This is a messenger RNA of Mangifera indica (mango), 2411 nucleotides long. RefSeq lists its product as uncharacterized. The record is from RefSeq and is a predicted model, not a curated record. Gene Ontology annotation, molecular function: S-adenosylmethionine-dependent methyltransferase activity. The transcript has a single exon. Lineage: Eukaryota; Viridiplantae; Streptophyta; Magnoliopsida; Sapindales; Anacardiaceae. The coding region runs from base 488 to 2071 and encodes 527 amino acids.
AGUGCGAAAUUAUACGUCAAAAGAACAUUUAUUGCUUUCCUUUAUUGUCUUCCUAUCCUUCCGCGUCGCUGACGGGCUAAACCGGUCACACUCACCGCGUUCGUCGCCAACUGUCGUUUUACUCUCCUUUUCCUACAAGUCUCCACAAGAGAACUCAACUCGGUUUCAGUCUGCGGGUUAAACUUCUCACUCGGUAAGCUCCCUUCUUCAAUCAUAGCCUUUCCAUAAACACAACGCAUGAUCGCAUGCUCUUCUUCAUUAAAAUGCUUUCCCGUUUUAUCCCUGAUAUUUCUCACCGUUUUCCCAUCUUCUCCUCUCUCCCCAAAUCCAAAACCCUCAUCGGAGCCAACCACACCUCUGCUCGCUUCUGCUCCCGCUAACUAAUCUUUUUCAUCCGUCAGUAUAUUUACAGGAUAAAGGAGUUUUAGUUUCAUUUGUUCAAUUUUUUGGAUUGAUUUUUUUUUAGGAAUUUUAUUUUAUACGAAAUAUGAUGGAGCCCACCUUGGGGAAGCCUAGUUUUCUGAGGAAUGUUCUGGUACGGCUGUUUCUAUUCGGUGUUUUAAUCAUAGUCGUUCGAUUCGCUUACGUUGUUACCAUCACCGGUGAAUCAUGCAAUCUCGGUGACUUUUGUUUCCUUUCGUUGCCGGAAAAUUUCAAACUUGUUGUUCCCAGUGCGGGUUCCAGAGUUUCGGUGAUAGCUGCUAACAAAGUCAUCGGAUCUAAUCAGGCGGGUCCCAGUGUUCAGGAUCUGUACACCAGCAAAGAGUGGAUCAAGGCCGUCCAAUUUUACUCAUCGGUUUUCCAGCGUCUGAUUUCGGAAGGUUACCUUUAUUCAAACGCUAAAUCGUUGUGCGUGGAAACUCAGUACGGCCAGGAAGUGUACGCCUUGAAAGAGAUUGGAGUAGAGGACUCGAUUGGAAUUUUUCGGAAAUCGUCGAAGCCGCUGGUAAUUACCGGGGAGGGGCACCGGAUACCGUUCAAAAGUGACACCUUUGACUUCAUCUUCGUCGGUGGGGCCAGACUGGACAAGUCGUCUAAGCCAUUGGAUUUUGCAGCGGAGAUCGUACGGACACUGAAACCCGAAGGGUUUGUGGUGGUCCAUGUGAAGGCUAAAGAUAGGUAUAGUUUCAUUUCAUUUGUUGAUUUAUUCAAUUCUUCCUGUAGAGUAGUGAAAUCUCGUGAUAUAGAUGGCAUUGAUUCGUCAAUGCCUUAUAUUAGAGAAAUAGUCUUAAGGAAAGAGACUGAAAUUGAAAAUGAUAUCACUCUUGGUCACGGGUUGAGGAGAUUGAAUCAGCCCGAUGGCAAUUCGGACAUUAAGUGUUCGGUUCCUGGGUAUAAACAAGAACUAGUCCGGAAGGCUGAACCAUUGAUUCUCGAAGAGCCAUUGAAGCCAUGGAUUACAUUGAAGAGCAAUAUAAAGAAUAUAAAGUACUUAACAGCAAUGGCUGAUAUAAGUUUCAAGAACAGAUAUGUGUAUGUUGAUGUUGGAGCUCGGAGUUAUGGGUCCAGUAUAGGGAGUUGGUUUAGGAAGCAAUAUCCAAAACAGAACAGAACUUUUGAAGUGUAUGCAAUUGAGGCUGAUAAAACAUUUCAUGAAGAGUAUAAAGUGAAAAAAAAUGUUAAAUUGUUGCCUUUUGCCGCUUGGGUGAGAAAUGAGACCUUAUCUUUUGAAAUUAACCAUGACCCAGGUAAGGAGGUCAAGGUAAGAGGUCGAGGAAUGGGUAGAAUUCAGCCUGUACAAACAUCAUUGUCUGAUGGUGGUUUUGAUGGUGAAGUGGAUAUCAUUCAGGGGUUUGAUUUUGCGGAUUGGUUGAAGAAGACUGUAACGGAUAAGGAUUUUGUUGUAAUGAAGAUGGAUGUGGAAGGGACUGAGUUUGAUUUGAUUCCGAGGUUGUUCAAAACUGGGGCAAUAUGUUUGAUUGAUGAAAUCUUUCUUGAAUGUCAUUAUAAUAGGUGGCAAAGGUGUUGCCCUGGUCAGAGGAGUUCAAAGUAUGAGAAGACAUAUGAACAAUGUUUGAAUUUGUUCACUUCUCUUCGAAAAAGUGGUGUACUUGUUCAUCAAUGGUGGUGACCAGUAUUGAUUCCACACAUUCUCUGUAAUUUUUUCAAACCCAUAGAUUUUUUUUCUUGUACCUUUUUUGAUUAAAUUUUACAGUGAAAGUGUUAUAGGAUGGUCUCUUUAUAAACAUUUCUUUUGUUGUAAGAAUUGCAACUGCAAACGAAAAUUUCAUUACUCAAGUCUCCUUUGGUGGACAACUUAUAGAUAUCCGCAACUUUAAUAUGAUUUGUUGUACUAGACUACUAGCAGUGUUAUAGAACUAUUAAGUAGAGGUGAAAUUCUUUUAAGUGCUCUUAUGAGGCUCAAAUUUCUUUGAUCAAUGAAUGUUCCAGUUUGACAUGGUUUACCCAAA